Molecule: messenger RNA, 225 nt
Organism: Linum tenue
Lineage: Eukaryota; Viridiplantae; Streptophyta; Magnoliopsida; Malpighiales; Linaceae
Source: the annotation of a GenBank genome assembly
AUGGCCUCCAAUCCUUCGCCACCGUGUUCUUUCGUGCGCGACUCGUCCGCCGCUAGAGAGGGUAAACCCCAUGGACGGAGGUCGAUUGGGGAGGAAGUUCCUUUUUCAGAUAGAGACCGCAACCACCCGCUACGAAACUUUCCAGAUCUAGCACCGGUCGAUUCUGUUACGGCGAUUUCCGAUAGCAGAGGGCGAACCGACAUCGACAACGACUCAGGAGAGUAG